This is a messenger RNA of Pseudophryne corroboree (corroboree frog), 4090 nucleotides long. RefSeq names its product leukotriene C4 synthase-like. The record is from RefSeq and is a predicted model, not a curated record. Gene Ontology annotation, biological process: leukotriene biosynthetic process. NCBI's taxonomy places the organism in Eukaryota, Metazoa, Chordata, Amphibia, Anura, Myobatrachidae. The transcript has 6 exons. Gene Ontology annotation, cellular component: nuclear envelope; membrane; endoplasmic reticulum. Gene Ontology annotation, molecular function: enzyme activator activity; glutathione peroxidase activity; glutathione transferase activity. Bases 238 to 684 code for a protein of 148 amino acids.
UAGGAAUAACUGAUACAGGCAGAUCCUGCUGCAACCUCAGAACAUAAACCACAAGAACUGUAUCACUGGGAAAUACAGCAGGCUCUGAUCAGCUCUACUGAGGAACCACUAUACACAGGGAAAGCACCCUUCACUGCAUGCCGGGGAGCUACUGGGAGGACCAGUAAACUACAAAGGAGAACAGGCAAACCUCUUCAUUAAGAACAUACAACUUUACACCUUCUUCUAGGAUCCAACAUGCAUGACCAAGUGGCUCAGCUGGCUUUUGUAACUGUGGCGGCCGUCCUGGAACAAGCAUACUUCUCCAUGCAAGUCAUAUGGGCUCGCAGAAAGUAUAAGAUCUCUCCACCCAGUACGUCGGGACAUCCAACUUUUGAACGAAUUUUCCGAGCGCAACUAAACUGCACAGAAUAUUUCCCCCUAUUCCUCUCAGUUCUGUGGGUAGCCGGAAUUUUUUUCCACCAGGGAGUCGCUGCUCUCUGUGGCCUGCUCUACCUGUAUGCCCGGUAUCAAUACUUCCAUGGUUACACAAAUUCUGCUCAGGGAAGGCUGAAGCCAAUGUACAUCAGCUCAACGUUCAUCUGGAUUCUCACUGGAUUGUCUCUAUUCGGCCUGCUGGAGUUCUUCUUACGCUCGCAGUUUGGUGUCAGUAUUAAGCAAAGCCUCUUCUGGUGGAUGCUGUGAAACCUGUAUUACGUAUUCAGUACAUUAUAAAAUGUCCAUCAAGUCUAAACUUUCCGAAAUUGACAUUUUGUGGAUCCAGAGAAAGGAAAAGAAAACCUUGGUGUGACCAUGGCCAACUGAACCUCCCCGGGGUGCAGGACGCAGAAUCGGGAACAUUGCGUGGCUCAGUCAUCACGAUUCCAAAUGUCUUUCUCUGUAUCCAUAUUUAUUCCAUUUAAUACAUAAGUAGCCCAUUUUUUUUUUUUACCACAGAUUAGGGGCGUAACACAAAGCUCCACACAGAAGUUCAAUUAUUAUUUUUAUUUAUAGAACAGACCACCGCAGCUCUGUAGUAAGUUAUGUCGUAGACCACUUGUUCCAUUUAUUGAAGUGGUCCACUGCAACCAAUCAGCUACUAGCUAUCAUUUUAUAGAAUGUAUUCAAUAAACAGCAGCUGGAAUCUGAUUGGCCCACUUCUCCACUGGCGCACUUUUCAACUCUUUUCACUGCUUCAUACAUCUUCCCCUCGUGGCUGUCUCUGUCUUUAUCUUGUUUAGGCAUGUUAUACAAUUUCCUGACAUUUCCCCCACUGCCCUUCAAGCGAUUUAGAGUCAGUAGCGCUAAGGGGUGAGGUAUAAUAGAUCUACAGUGUCUAGGCAGACAGUCAAAUCAAUAGGUCGACAUGUAUUAGUUCGACAGGUACAAAAGGUCAACAGAUGAAAGGUCGACAUAUACAAAAGGUCGACAGGGUGAAAAGGUCAUCAUAACAAUGGUCAACACAAAAAUGGUCGACACAUGUUUUUUUGGCAAAAUCUUGUAUAUUUCAUGUUCUGUGACCACCAUCAGUAGAAACGUAUACUCUCCCAGGUUACUGUUCCCAAUCAUAGUGCACAUGGAUAGUAAAUUAAGCAGAUGAUCAGUGAACCAUCAGGGGGAUUGGGAAAAUUCUUCAUGUUAAAAAUCACCGAUUUGCUGAUCCUGACUGUUUUUGGUCAGAAUUGGGGAAUCGAGAUUUUCACUUUGUUGAAUAUCCCCGAAUCUCUGACCCAGGCGUUAGGGGAUCAGGAAAUAAUCAGUUGCAGAUGUAUGGGGGCAUUUACACACACCUUAAUAAAAUUGCAAGUUCCCAUCUCUCUUUAUUACCCCCUCCUCUUGCUGAGAGAGGGGUGGGCAGUCCCACGGCCCCUAGCAAAGGGGGGCUCUGCCACAUCACAUGCAUGUUCACAAUAAGUAAUGCAUUUCCAUAUAAGACAGAGGGGGACAUUUAUCAAAGCUUGGAAAGAGAGAUAAAGUGGAGAGAAACUACCAACCAAUUAGCUGCUGUAACAUGACACUUAGGAGCUGAUUGGCUGGUACUUUACCUCUCUCCAAGCUUUACAUCUCCCCCUGAAUAUGAUGUGGGAACAUGGAAAUUAUUGGAAGAUUAUAGGCAAUUUGUGGUUUGUGUGAUUAUUUAGUAGUAUGUAUUGUGUGUAGUGGUUUGUAGAUUGUGGUAAUGUGUCUGGAUUGUGUUGUUGAUACAUAGUGGAAUAGAUUACAAUGUGAACAAAAAGUGUUUUAGACUGAGCAUUUGCCUGUUUUAGCUAGGAUUGCAGCCUGUCUGGCCUGAAGUAUAUACUCUAUACUGAUAAUGUGAGGUGUCGUGCACAGUGUGAAAUAUGUAAUAAGCUAUAAUAGUACUGUAUAGAUAUGAUCUCAGGAUACUUGUGGCUUCUGGAGACUGAGAAUCUGUACACAGACACUGGUGUUUGUUAAUAAUAAAUUAUUAGAUCUGUGGUAAACUGGUUUACAAGAUGGGAGUUUUUUGUUUUUUUACCAAAGAUGGUGGCCACCACGUAUAACAUGGCAUAAGAUGGUGGCCACCAUGUAUAACAUGGCAUAAGAUGGUGGCCACCAUGUAUAACAUGGCAUAAGGGAGGUAGCCCCUCUGUACUUACUGGCUGGGUCACAUUUGCACACAAUAGGUAGUAGCGUGAACAUACUGUAGAUCGCACAUGAUGUCUGUACACACAUUUCCAGUAGGCAGUAGAGACACUUUACACAAUGCAUUAGGCCAAGUGCAUAUUUUUGCCCUUAUGCAGAGUUGUAUGUACCUCGGAGGCUGGACUACCCCUAUACAUACAAGUCAUGAUUAUCAGGGGGCACUAGCACCAACUGUAUCCUUGGUGCAAAAUAUCUAUCUAAAACAGGUAUACAGUAUGCCCUCACAGAACUUCAGCCUUGUUACACUUAAGGGCCCUACACACUGGCCGAUAACACUAAAUGAUAUGAACGUUCUCGUUCAAAAAUGAACGAUAACUUGUUUAAAAAUGAACGAGAACUCGUUCAUAUCGUUCAGUGUGGAGGCACCAAUGAUGAACGAUGCGCGGCCCCGCGCCUCGUUCAUCGUUGGUGCCCCGUCGCUUGUGCAUGCAGGCCAAUAUGGACGAUCUCGUCCAUAUUUGCAUGCACUGCUAUGGAGCCGGGUGACGGGGGGAGUGAAGAAACUUCACUCCCCCCCCCCCCCCCCCCGCCGUCGGGUCGCCCGUCUGCCUUAUCGGCGGUAGGGCAGCUCGGUGGCUGAUCGCCCAGUCUGUAGGGCCCAUUAGUCACAAGUGGAGAUGUGCCUGGGAUGCAUACAGCUUUGAAUUGCCCCUAGUUGUGUGCGCUUGGUUCCGGAGCAUGCCCAGUGCGUAAAAAAAUAAAAAAAGCCAUAUAUGCUCUGCAAACAGACUUACAUUCCAUUCUGCAGCAAUCCCAGAGAAGAAAAGAGAAGAGACUACAAUAUGUAUUGUACUACAUAGUAAUGUUUAUAUUGGAGACAGUUAUUGAGCAUGUGAUUUAAAUAACCAUUAACUGGUCAAUAGUAUAUCUGCUUCACUAUCAUACAGCCCUCUAUACUAUAACUGCACCUCCUCCUGAAUCAGACAAGUACCACUUAAUGGGUUGCAUAGACUAUUUGUUCACAAUGUAUUGCCUGGUAUUUUUUUGAUCUUUUGUUAGUGCAGGCAGAUACAAACAAAAAGUUUAGAAAUGUAAGUUUGCUCUAUUUUCUACAAUUUGUUUCCCAAAUAUCAUUUAGUGGCCUGAAAUUUAAGUUUUGUUUUUCUUGCUGUUUAUGUACGUGAAAAACAUUUUGGUCGUAAACUUAUUACAAUGGGGUAUAUUCAAUUGAAGUAAAAAACUGCCGUCUGUCAAAAAGAGGGCAGUUUUCGACUUUUUAAGGUCGAAUCCUGAUUUGACCUAUUCAAUAUAUCCCUAAAUUUCGUCGAUGAAUUCAACUUGUCAAAAAGCACGUGGAUCGGCGGAAUAGCUGCCGAUCCACGUGCUUGUGGCGAAAACGGGGCCAAAACAGACAGGUUUUGGCUCCCUUUUCGACCAUCUCAGUCCGGACUGAGAUGCGGAACCUUAGUGGAGGACAGGUGGAAGAGCCGUGGGGAGAGCUGCG